AUGGCGCCAAGGAAGAAUGUGGGCGGUCCCAAAGGAAAGGGACCUGCCAAGAAGACGUCGGCAAAACGUCCCCUCCCUCCCAACGAAUCAUCAUCGGGGGAGGAUGACGUUUCUGCUGAAGACUUAAAUGCCUUGAUGGCCAGAAUGGAAAAAUUUGAACGGGAGAGAGGGUUGUCAACAAGGGAGGCGGGGCCGCGCCCGGCACGACGGGCGAGCAGGAAGCUGAUUUUUAAAAAUCUUCUCUCCCGUAUGUCUGUUUUAGAGGCCAGCUGUGCAGCGGUGAGGCGGGAUGGAGAAGGGYCGGAACAACCAGAGCCCAGCCAWGAAGAACAGGGUCCCACUGCCCCGUUGGUUGGGCAACCUCAAGCGGCCCGGGGUCAGGCGGCGGCGGACCAGUUAGCACCAUCAGCACUGACUGACGCUGCGCCGGCGAUAUCCCGGCCUCAGCUGGAGAUUCCAGAAGUCCGGCCUGAGACGAUUGCAACAUCAUCGGCCGCCGCCCCGGCUUAUCCGGUCCGAGCAUCUUCCUCGGCGGCACCGGCCGUUUCAGGGUCGGUGUCAGUGGGACAGCCUUCCGUACAAGACAGUGUUGUAGACGGGCCGUCGACAUCAUCAGAUGGAGCGAUUCAGGCAACUGGCACCCGACGCGGACGUGGACCCAGAGCGCAUGCCGGACCAUCUCUGGAAGGUUGGAGUGACGAGACGGCGUUAGGUAUGAGUUUGGCUCUCGCACCCAGCUCCAGAAAAUCAUACAUCAGGGCAGUCCAAGAAUUUCUAGAUUUUAGACAACAAUAUAACCUGCCGGGAGCCAUGCCUGUCCCUUACGAGCAGCUGGCUCAGUUUUGUGUAUACAAUAAGAGGAGAGGCUUAGCACCCCAGUCCAUUAGAGCGAAGUUAUCAGCGCUCGCUUAUUGGUUCAAGGCCCAGGGCCUUAGCGACCCCACUGAUGACUUUAGGAUACACAAAUUCUUAACGGGAUGGUCCAGGCAGCGCGGGCAUCCCAGGGAUGAACGGCAGCCAAUGACACCCGCUAUUAUGAAAGGACUUAAACAGCUAUGGCCCAGAUUGUGCACCUCACUUUAUGAGCAGGUUUUAUUUCAUGCCGCGGCUUUGACUGCGUUUUUUGGAGCUCUCCGGGUGAGUGAAUUGGUAGCAUUAUCCAAGAGCGAUACCUCACGCCGUGCAUUGUUGAUUUCCGACAUUAAGGUUCUUCACGAUAACAUUGAAAUCAUUAUCAGAGCUUCCAAAACUGACCAAGAAUCUAAGGGCCAGGUGUUCAGGCUGCUAAAGUGCAGUGAGGAGGACCUUUGCCCCGUGAAGGCCAUGACACAAUUUACGGCGCUCAGGGGCAGUGAGAAAGGUUACCUUUUCUCCCAUCAGGAUGGCAAGCCGCUGACCAAGUACCAAUUCUGGACCAUCACAACUAAGGCGCUGGUCAUGCUGGGAUUGGGUCACCUUAAAUUUGGGACCCACUCCUUUAGGAUUGGUGCUGCCACAGCAGCAGCUGAGAUGGGGUAUGGCGAUGAUGAGAUAAAAGCCAUAGGUAGAUGGAGGUCUGGCGCGUUCAGAGGCUACGUACGGUCAGUUUCAUCCUAGAUGUGGUUAUCGUUGCAGGUCUCUCCAGGCUGGCACAUAGAAGACGGGUCCUGGUCUGCGGACACAGUUAUGUCUUUUGGGCAGGGAGAGAGGCCCUCAGGACUGCCUAUGGCCAGCAUUUGGGGCUCGCUUCCACGGCAGCGGUGGAAUGGAGAGGAAGGAGAGGCCUGCGUUGGGACGGUUUGUGCCCCUUGUUGUUUAAUGCCGGGAGUGUUUUGCCUCCCGAUGUGUUGGUUAUCCACCUCGGUGGUAACGAUUUGGGCCUGUUAACAGGCAAAGCCCUCUUUUUACAAGCAAGGGCAGACAUCCGUAAAAUUUGGUGGACAUGGCCCGGGGUGCACAUCGUUUGGUCCGCUAUCAUACCUCGUCGCAGAUGGCUCGGAGGAGGCGACGUGGGGAGGCUCGAAAAAGCCAGGAAGCGAGUGAACCGGGCCAUGCGGAUAUUCAUGAUCCAUCAGAGGGGUCAUGUUAUCUCACAUCCAAAUAUCACACGGGAUGAUGAGAGGUUAUAUCGUAGUGAUGGAGUGCACCUAUCUGAAUUGGGCAACCAACUAUUUUUGCAAAAUUUGCAAGAAGGUAUCAGAAGGGUGUUAGAGGAAUUGGUGGGGGAUAGGGGCGAAAUAGACAUUUGCCCCUAAUCCGUGGCGUAAAUAGAUAGAAAAUUCCCUUUAGUCGGUGUGCACCUAGGGCACCCCUUUAAGGGGUGAAAGGCCGUUAAGUUAAACACUCGCCUCCAGUUUAAAGGGGGACGUGUAGUUAAAUGGCCUUUAAUUGGAAGGAGUCUCGAUACAAGAGUUCUGGAAGAGACUCCUUAUUCCUUUCCCUUGAGGGUAGUACGGUUUGAUUACCGGAACCCAGGUGCUUCGCCCGGAAGUUGUUGUUAUCGGGUAGAGACUCUACCUGGGUUAGGUUGCAUCAGUUCCUUACACCCUUGAGUUAGUUCAGAACUUAAAUAGGUAACGUUAAAUAAAAGUUGCCCAAUUUGAAUCCAAACAUUGUUGUUGUGUCUUUAUUUCUGGUGUUACUUCGUGGGUUGGCGGACAAUAGUUUUCCCCUCCCCAUGAAAUGGGGAGAGAGGAAAAACAUUUGUCUGCCUCACACGAGGCAGGGAGGAGUUCGGAGGAACCCUCCAGAACAUCCGGGGGGCGUGGCCUGAGAACGCAGGCCAGCCCCUCUCAGGCUCAUUCCAGCCUGGAAGUUGGCCCACCGCUCCCGCCCAUUAACAGUAUAUCACGGUUGCCUGUGGAACCGGGUAGGAAUUUUUUCCUCUUCUUGUUUCAUGGGGGAGGUUUUUUGCCUACCCUAUACUGUUUAGGGGCUAGAUGGAGUUGGUCGGCUAUGCUUAAAUAGGCCAGGCGUAAAUAGAUAGAAAAUUCCCUUUAGUCGGUGUGCACCUAGGGCACCCCUUUAAGGGGUGAAAGGCCGUUAAGUUAAACACUCGCCUCCAGUUUAAAGGGGGACGUGUAGUUAAAUGGCCUUUAAUUGGAAGGAGUCUCGAUACAAGAGUUCUGGAAGAGACUCCUUAUUCCUUUCCCUUGAGGGUAGUACGGUUUGAUUACCGGAACCCAGGUGCUUCGCCCGGAAGUUGUUGUUAUCGGGUAGAGACUCUACCUGGGUUAGGUUGCAUCAGUUCCUUACACCCUUGAGUUAGUUCAGAACUUAAAUAGGUAACGUUAAAUAAAAGUUGCCCAAUUUGAAUCCAAA
Molecule: messenger RNA, 3300 nt
Organism: Anolis sagrei ordinatus
Lineage: Eukaryota; Metazoa; Chordata; Lepidosauria; Squamata; Anolidae
Source: RefSeq, a predicted model, not a curated record